Molecule: messenger RNA, 765 nt
Organism: Chenopodium quinoa (quinoa)
Lineage: Eukaryota; Viridiplantae; Streptophyta; Magnoliopsida; Caryophyllales; Amaranthaceae
Exons: 2
Coding region: 1-765 (254 amino acids)
Molecular function (GO): zinc ion binding; nucleic acid binding
Source: RefSeq, a predicted model, not a curated record
AUGAGAACCGAAGAGGCUAAUCGCCUUAAGGAUAAGUUUGAGAAUUUGUCUCUUAAUUCUUCUAAAGAUAAUCUUGUUGAGUCUUCUUUGAAUGUGUCUAAAAACAGGAACAAUUCUAAGAAGAAGGGAAACAACAAGUCCAAAAACAAUCUCACUCCAAACAACAAAAUCCAAAAGCCAAAGGGUGCUUGCUAUGUGUGCGGGAUUGUUGGACACAAAGCAUACCAAUGCAACCGGAGGCAUGGUGCAAAUAAAUAUGGAAACACCUCCCAAGCCAAUGUGGUGGAAAAAGAAGAAAUCAUUGCGGCGGUGGUGGUUGAAGCCAACUUGGUGGAGAACAAAGUGGAGUGGAUUUUGGACACCGGAGCAUCUAGGCACUUUUGUGCAAAUAAGGCCUUGAUGACCGAGUUUGAAGAUGUUACCGAUGGUGAUCAUGUCUACAUGGGGAAUAGUAGCACCGCGGGAGUCCUUGGCAAAGGAAAGGUCCAUAUCAAACUCACCUUCGGAAAAACUUUAUUUUUAAAUAAUGUGUUAAGAAGACCUAAGACUUAUGACGAGGCAAUGAGGUCCAUAGAUGCUAGUUUUUUGAAAGAGGCCAUUAAGAGUGAACUAGAUUCUAUCAUGUCCAAUCACACUUGGGAUCUUUGUGACUUGCCUAAGGGUUCUAAGCCUAUAAGUUGUAAGUGGAUUUUCAAGAAGAAACUUAGACCGGAUGGGACCAUAGAUAAGUUCAAGGCUAGACUUGUCAUUAGAGGUUUCACCUAA